GUGAUUUGUGCGUCACUUGGUCACAUUGACUCACGAAUUUGUGAAUCUGUCAUUAGCCUUUACGUAAUUUAAAAUUGCGUUAUCUAGACGGAGCGAUUCGUGUAAAGUUUAACACGAAAAGGGUGCUUACUUUAAAGUAAAAAUGAUCCCCUUGGGCAGAAAACAGGCUCAAGUGUUGGCCAGCUUUGUACCUUCAAUGGUGGCUUUUGGAGGAGCCGCGUUCACGGGAAUGCUGUAUGCUACAGACUGGAAGGUGUUCACUGCCUACAUCCCCUUCUAUAGCGGCAAAUACGAAGGCCAGAAGACGGAAGAAUAAAGUGUUUGUGUUAUAGUUGUAUUUAAUGUCUUAGUCACCAUGUAAUUAUUAUAAGUUCAAACGAA
This is a messenger RNA of Colias croceus (clouded yellow), 381 nucleotides long. RefSeq lists its product as uncharacterized. Gene Ontology annotation, cellular component: mitochondrial inner membrane. The record is from RefSeq and is a predicted model, not a curated record. The coding region runs from base 143 to 316 and encodes 57 amino acids. The transcript has a single exon. Lineage: Eukaryota; Metazoa; Arthropoda; Insecta; Lepidoptera; Pieridae. Gene Ontology annotation, biological process: mitochondrial electron transport, ubiquinol to cytochrome c.